AGUAUAAAAAGGAGUGGACGCCCGUUCUAAGAACAUAAUCAGCAUACGGUUGUCAAACAGUCAACACCAGACUUACCCACCCAUCUCGAAAUGGCAUUCAAAUUCGCCGUCUUCGCCGCCAUCGUGGCCGUCGCUAACGCUGUCGCCAUCGGUUACCCAGCCCCGUUGGGAGCUUACCCAGCUGUGGCCAAGGUUGCCGCUCCUCUGGCUUACCCGACCAUCGCCAAGGUUGCCGCCCCGGUUGUCGCUAAGGUUGCCGAUGACUACGACCCCAACCCACAGUACAGCUACAGCUACCACAUUGCCGAUGCUCUGACCGGAGACAACAAGGAACAGCAGGAAUCCCGCUCGGGAGAUGUUGUGACUGGAUCGUACUCGCUGGUUGAGCCCGAUGGCACCCGUCGUGUCGUUGAGUACACCGCCGACCCCGUCAACGGAUUCAACGCCGUCGUCCACCGUGAGCCGCUGGCCGUCAAGGCUGUUGCCCCAGUUGCCAAGAUCGCCGCCCCGCUGGCUUACCCCGCCGUCGCCAAGGUUGCUGCCCCGUACGCUCCCUACGGAUACCCAGGAUACGGCAAGGCCAUCCUUGGUUAAAUCACAUCCGCCCAACACGAUAAUGGACUUUUCUAGAAGUGCUUCGAUCGACAACAAUCUUAGUUGACAAAUGAAGAAGUGUUUCUAGCGCAUGGACCGACCACGUACCACGGAAAUCGAUGUAUACAAACCAACCAAUAUGUAAAUAGUAGCGCAAGUGCUUGAAGCAUCGACCAACGAUCCCCUACCGCUGACGGAAAGAGGGGCUCAGAAAUGAUUGACAAUGUUUGACUGUGUUUGACUUGUAUUGUUUUCUAGUUCUAGUGUCCGUAAGAAAAUAAACCAGCAUCCAAGUUGUGAAAGUGGAGAUUAUGUAAAA
Molecule: messenger RNA, 913 nt
Organism: Anopheles stephensi (Asian malaria mosquito)
Lineage: Eukaryota; Metazoa; Arthropoda; Insecta; Diptera; Culicidae
Product: larval cuticle protein A2B-like
Exons: 3
Coding region: 91-594 (167 amino acids)
Cellular component (GO): extracellular matrix
Source: RefSeq, a predicted model, not a curated record